Messenger RNA from Linum tenue, 801 nucleotides. The record is from the annotation of a GenBank genome assembly. NCBI's taxonomy places the organism in Eukaryota, Viridiplantae, Streptophyta, Magnoliopsida, Malpighiales, Linaceae.
AUGUCUUUCACUUUUAGCAACGACACCUACUCUCUAAAGGCGGAGAAAGCCGACGCCAUCAGAAAAUUCAACCAGCAGCAGAACUUCUUAUACUUCGGCCGGCUGCUCGGCGCCACGGUCCUCCUCCUCUGGUCCUUCAAAACGCUGCCGUUUUUAACGCAGAUGGCUUCCGCCUACAUCUCCGUCUUCGGCCAGCAGCUCUGCGCCUUCCUCGUCGCCAACGCCAUCGUCAUCUUCGUCUACCACUUCUCCACCGCCGCCGCCAACAACACCAUCGCCGCCGCCGCCGACAAGGACGUCGUCGUCAAUUCAUCGUCACCGGGAUCUUCUCCCCUCCGCUCGGACAUAUACGACGAGUAUGUCUCGCUUUCGAGCCGGCCAACCGGCGGAGUGGAAGAGCUUCCGCCGCCGUCGGAUAAUGCUUCCGACGGACUGGUUGAGCCGGCGGCGGCGGCGGAGGAGGGUUUUAGUGACGGGAGGCGGCUCCGGAGGACGAGAUCGGUGGUGGUUGAGGCAACGGCGACGGAAAGUUGUGGUGGUGGUGGUAAUAGCAGCCGUCACGAAAAAGGUUGUGAUAAAAAGGAGCUGCGGCGGUCGGAGACGGUGGUGAUGAAGGCGAGGAGGAAACCAGCCGCCGCGGCGGCGGCGGCGCUGGGGAAGAGCUUGAGUUUCAACCAGGCGAGGAAGUCGAUCGAGGAGAUGAACAACGACGAGUUUAAUAUGACGGUGGAGAGCUUUAUAGCGACGAAGAAGAAGCUCUUACGGGACGAGAACAUCGCGGUUUUAGAGACGGGAAUUUGA